AUGGUUUCUCAGACUCCUUUCCGCGCUGCCGAGUUCCGCAGUGCCCACGGCCCCAACUACCACUACCAGCCCAACUUCCAGGGCAUGACCAGCCGCAUGGCUGCCCGCACUGGUGCCAAGACCGCUGCGUUCGGUGGUGCCCUCGGCUUCGCUGCCCUCUUCUUCGCCUCGGGCAUUCCCCGUGUCAAGACCGACAUCCUCCAGGGUCUUCCCCUGAUCGGUGGUUACUUCAUCAAGGAGGUCCACCCUGCCGACAACGAUGAGGUUUUUCACAUUCCUCAGGCGCAGAAAUAUUGUGAAGGCAAAUGGAGCGAAUGGGACGACAAGAUCACUACACCACCUGGACUAUACCUCUUGACCACAAGUUUCUCCGCGACUGGAUGGUGGAGCAAGAUCAUUCUUGCACCUGGCUGCGGCGUGUUGUCGUUGCGCACUGCGAACGCCAUCGUCUUAGCCCCCCUGACUGCCGCCGCACUAGGAUGCAGACAAGCCAUCGAAUCGCUGGGUAAUGGACACGGUUCGGCAAUACGUCUAGCCCCGUCAAGCUAUGCCGUUCACACAGCUUUGAACAUUGCGCUUUUCCCACUCUUGUUCUUCUUCUCCGGACUGUACUACACGGACGUAGUGUCGACGUUCGUCGUCCUCGUUGCUUUUCAAAACUCUCUGCGACGCAUGGGACCUGGUCAGCCUACGACGGCACGAGACAUCGCUUCGGUGACUCUUGGUUUGAUGGCUCUUUUUAUGAGGCAGACCAACGUGUUCUGGGUUGUUGUCUUUAACGGCGGGCUGGAGGCUGUCCACGCCGUCAAGACGCUGCACCCAGGAAAAGCAAGCGCCCCAAGGGGGUUGACGCUCUGGGGGAAGCUCAAGUUCUCUUUGGGAAGAUGGAUGCACGGAGACCUGCACGACCCGCCCCUGAAUAUGGCCUGGGAAGAUGACAUGCUGUUUUCCGCACUGAGCCUUCUCGUCGCCGGCGUGUACAAUCCACUCCGUGUUGUUCGACAAAUAUGGCCACACAUCACUGUCCUAGGCGUAUUUGUGGCCUUUGUCGUCUGGAACGAGGGUGUGGUACUGGGCGACAAGUCCAACCACAUUGCAACUGUGCACCUGGCACAAAUGCUCUACAUCUGGCCCUUUUUCGCAUUUUUCUCACUCCCACUGCUCCUGGCCUAUGCCUGGAACUUGGUCUCAUCAGCAAAGAACGUCAAGAUUUGGACCGCGCGGGCGGCGCUCCUCAGGUCUGCCUACGUCUUGGCCACAACUUUACUAUCCUGCGGGAUCGUCAAGUUCAACACGAUUGUGCAUCCGUUCACACUUGCCGACAACAGGCAUUACAUGUUCUACGUUUUUCGAUACACCAUCCGGCGGUCGGGUGCCAUCAGGCAGUUUCUCGUCUUGCCUUAUACCAUCUGCCGCUGGCUAGUCUGGAACACAUUGGCCGGCCCUGAGAACAACGGGGCAAUCGGUAGGAUCUACAGCAGUCAUCCCUUCAAGGCGAUCAAUGCGAGAUUGCUCGAGGCUGCGAAUCCCUACCUACACUCCAACGACAAGCCAACACCUGAUCAGGAUCGCCCGGCGGAGAGCACAGUUCCCGUAGCCACGACGCCUGCCCCCACAUCGACUGCGCUCAUCUUCCUGGUGACAACCUCUCUGUCUCUCAUCACGGCACCACUCGUCGAACCAAGAUACUUCAUAAUCCCAUGGGUAACAUGGCGCCUCCUGGUUCCAGCAUGGCACCCGCCACAACCCAGACAGCAGCCAUCUACAGGCUCGAUGGCCAAGUUCCAAGCCUGGACAGCAAUGUACGAUGUCCGGCUCGUGCUCGAGACCGUCUGGUUCAUCCUUAUCAACGUUGUCACCAUUGCCAUCUUCCUCUACAAACCAUAUGUAUGGCGAGCAGAGGACGGGACAGUGCUGGACGGAGGGCGCAUGCAGCGAUUCAUGUGGUAG
This is a messenger RNA of Emericellopsis cladophorae, 1950 nucleotides long. RefSeq lists its product as uncharacterized. Gene Ontology annotation, cellular component: endoplasmic reticulum. Gene Ontology annotation, biological process: protein N-linked glycosylation; dolichol-linked oligosaccharide biosynthetic process; mitochondrial electron transport, ubiquinol to cytochrome c. NCBI's taxonomy places the organism in Eukaryota, Fungi, Ascomycota, Sordariomycetes, Hypocreales, Bionectriaceae. Gene Ontology annotation, molecular function: dolichyl pyrophosphate Glc2Man9GlcNAc2 alpha-1,2-glucosyltransferase activity. Bases 1 to 1950 code for a protein of 649 amino acids. The transcript has 8 exons. The record is from RefSeq and is a predicted model, not a curated record.